Molecule: messenger RNA, 1521 nt
Organism: Microsporum canis CBS 113480
Lineage: Eukaryota; Fungi; Ascomycota; Eurotiomycetes; Onygenales; Arthrodermataceae
Product: L-ornithine 5-monooxygenase
Exons: 2
Coding region: 1-1521 (506 amino acids)
Biological process (GO): intracellular iron ion homeostasis
Source: RefSeq, a predicted model, not a curated record
AUGGCCCCCUCGCUCGAAUCACUAAGCCCGUAUAUGACUAGCACUCCUGCCCUAGGAAACGGAUUUUCCAACGGAGUAUCAAAGCUGGAGUUGCAGCCUGGGGUGACCCCAAACUCGUCCAACACAGCAGGACUACAGCGGAUUCUGCCUCCUGUCCCUGACGAUGAGCUCCACGAUCUCCUGUGCGUUGGAUUUGGGCCAGCCUCCCUCGCCAUAGCCAUUGCCCUUCACGACCGACUAUCAGAGUCCGGUCAUGUUCCAGAUACCACUUCGCUUCCCAAGCUCUGCUUCCUGGAGAAACAGUCAAACUUCGCAUGGCAUUCUGGGAUGCUUCUGCCAGGAUCGAAGAUGCAGAUAUCUUUCAUUAAGGAUCUGGCUACCAUCCGCAACCCCCGUAGCGAGUUCACGUUCCUAAACUAUCUACGGGCCCAUGGCCGUCUCCUUGACUUUGCCAACCUUGGAACUUUCCUCCCUGCUCGUGUUGAAUUCGAGGACUACAUGAGGUGGUGUGCGAGUAAAUUCGCCAACCUUGUCAGGUACGGAACAGAGGUCAUCGAUGUUAACCCCGCAGAGACCGACCCUGUGACCGGAAAAGUUCACCACUUUACUGUCCGCUCCAAGAACCUGGAGACAGGGGAAAUCAGCAUUCGCAAGUCUCGCCAUGUAGUUGUUGCUAUUGGUGGAAAGCCAAAUAUGCCAGCGGAGUUCCCAAGCAACCCAAGAAUAAUCCAUUCCUCCGCUUACUGCACCACUAUUCCAACCAUCCUGAACAACACCCUCAAGGAGUACCACAUUGCCAUUGCCGGCAGUGGCCAGAGUGCAGCUGAAAUCUUCCAUGACCUCCAAACGCGGUAUCCUAACGCCAAAACUAGCCUUGUCAUGCGUGAUUCGGCUCUUAGACCCAGCGAUGACUCCCCAUUUGUCAAUGAACUCUUCAACCCAGAGAGGGUCGACCAAUUCUUCAACCAGACCGAAAAGGAGAGACAGGACUUCCUGACCCGUCACCGCUCCACCAACUACGGAGUUGUUCGGCCAGAGCUCAUCGAACAGAUCUACACGGAUAUGUAUAUUCAGAAAAUCCAAUGUCCAGAUGAACGCAGCUGGCAGCACAGAAUCUUCCCCUCUUGUAUAAUCUCAAAGGUUGAGUCAGACAAGAGUGAGAAACUCAACCUGUCUCUACAACACUGCCAAUUCGACAGCACCACGGCAAAUGGAAGCCACGGUGAGGAGAUAAAUGCUGAUGCCCUGAUUUUGGCAACUGGUUACGUGAGAAACGCACACGAAAGCAUACUGGCUUCCAUUGAGCCUCUACUGGCCCAAAAACAUACAGGUUGGAAAGUUCAGAGAAACUACAGACUGGAACUGGACAAGAGCCAAGUGGAUAUCAAUGCUGGGAUCUGGCUGCAGGGGUGCAACGAAUCCACUCAUGGGCUUAGCGACAGUCUCCUAUCAAUCUUAGCAGUCCGAGGAGGGGAGAUUGUGCAAGCCAUAUUUGGUGCCCAACUUGCAAACGGCAAUUAG